AUGGAGAACGAUGCUCUUCCAGUAACAGCAACCCGGAAGCGGAAGCGGAAUCCGAUCGCUUGCAGUUCUUGUCGGGCCCGGAAAUCACGGUGUGAUGGAGCAAGACCGUCGUGCUCAGCUUGUAUCGAACAAACCAUCACUUGUGUCUAUGCGGUGAAUUCUGGUGCAAACACCGCUUUAGUCCCUAAACAGUAUCUGGAGCACGUAGAAAAUAGAUUGGCAGAUGUUGAAGAAGCGAUUAGCCGCCUAAAGGAAUUCAUUCCAACUGCGGUACUUGAGGAUAGGCAGCAUGUAAUUUACUCGCAUGGCGUCUCCUCUCGUCGGAAUCAUCCUUCAGAAAGCUCCUUCACUGAGAACUCGCUUCAUGCAGAAGAAGGAAGUACACACAUUGUGUCACCGGAUGCAACGGAUGGCGUAGGCACUAUCGAGUUUACCAACGACGGCACAUGGACCUAUUUUGGACCAACAUCCAACAUCGCUUUCACAAGAAACAUUCGUCGAACUUUAAAUCAUUUGCAGCGAACCUCCUCUAGAAAGGUCCGCCACCCAGAGGUCAGGCCACCCCGAGAGGCCCAACAACAUAAUUUGGCCGUUUCUAGGUCUCAUUCACCCAUCGACGACUCUUUCGACUCUAGGAGACUAGAAACUCCAUCCGAGGCAUGCCACCUGCCGCCUAAUGUCGAAGUGUCGCGUCUCAUCCGUCAAUUUUUCUCUGACACAGGCUUGCUCUUUCCAUAUGUUCAUGAAGAAAGCUUUUUAAAAGCAUAUGUGCAAUUCCAAUCAAUCGGUAUGAAUAAUGCCAGGCGUUCUUGGCUUGCGUUGCUAAACAUGAUUCUCGCAAUGGCAACGAGCACCACCUCCACUAAGAAACUUGGUUUAAGUCAUCGACAAGCAAUUUCAGAAACUUACUACCAACGCGCCAAAGCCCUAUCAAUGGGCCAAAUGAUGUGUAGGGCGAGUGUUGAAGCAGUUCAGGUCAUGUUGUUGAUGUCUCUGUACCUUCAAGGAAGCCAAAGGUCAGUACAGACCUGGGCGAUACAUGGACUUGCUGUCAAAGCUGCUAUGGAACUGGGACUCCAUUCCGAAAUUUCUCUUCAAAGGUUUGACCCCCUUGAAAGAGAGACGAGGAUUCGGACGUGGUAUGGUUGUAUUGUUCUCGACAGAACAUUAAGCAUGACAUUUGGACGGCCUCCAAUAAUUCCUCAAAGUUAUGUUAGAACGAAUUUGCCAAGCCAUUCUUUUCACCAGUUAUCGGGAGUGGGUGAACUGAGAUGGUCCGGUGAAGAAGAGAGUACCCUCUUUUGGAACAAGUCAAUAGCUCUGUACGGAGUUACUGCUGCCGUAAUCGACGAGCUCUAUGAGAACAACAUUGGAUCUGGCACAACGAUUCCAAUAGCAAAUGUUUUGUCGACUGUGAUUCAUAUUAGCCAAAGGCUGGCGACUUGGCAAACAUCUCUACCGACUUCAAUGCAGCUUGUAGACCGAAGCGAGAUACUUGAGGUUGUUGAUAACCCCUUGUCACUCAAGUUCAGGGUGAUCUUGACGCUCCGUUAUCACAAUCUUCACAUACUGUCACAUCGGCCUAUCCUGGAUCGUUGUCUUCAAAUCAUUCACGAACAUCCUCACACGGACCAGGGGUCAGCUCCUCUAAAGCAAGGGUGGUACUUCAGCAAGGAAGCAUGUCUCCAAUCUGCGGAAAGUAUCAUUCGUCUCGUUGAGGCAUGCAAGGUAUCUAUUGAUGCAAACCCAGCCGUCUCCUUUCUAGGAGCCUGGUGGUUCAGCCUCUACUUUACUUUCAACGCUGCGUUGGUUGUGAUUGCCAUAAAGCUCAUCGACGAAAGCUUGUCUCCAUUAUCCCCCGAACCAGCUUGCGCCAAUGCAAGCUCACGUGUGGAUGACAUUCUUAGGAAUGCAGUGACUUGCAUCUCACGACUUGACAGACAGAAUCCGAUGGUAGAAAAAUGUUCAAAUUUCGUUGCGGCUUUGAUAUUCUUGGUACAGAGUCUUUCAGUUCCAGAGAAAGCCAGUGGAUGUCCAAUGACUGUACCAAGUGAUUUUACAUCUACGAAUAUAGAACCAUCUUCCAGUGGGGUGCAAAACGACACAGGAGACGAGUUUUCAAGCUUGAUGGACUUUCUUCCACCGAAUUUGUAUACUAUCUCUGGCGUCGAUGCGCCAUUCGCAGUUUCUGAACUGAUGAAUGAUUUUGUCACGGAAGAUCUGUUCUGGUAG
This is a messenger RNA of Colletotrichum truncatum, 2232 nucleotides long. RefSeq names its product fungal specific transcription factor domain-containing protein. NCBI's taxonomy places the organism in Eukaryota, Fungi, Ascomycota, Sordariomycetes, Glomerellales, Glomerellaceae. Gene Ontology annotation, biological process: positive regulation of transcription from RNA polymerase II promoter by galactose; DNA-templated transcription. Gene Ontology annotation, molecular function: RNA polymerase II cis-regulatory region sequence-specific DNA binding; DNA-binding transcription factor activity, RNA polymerase II-specific; zinc ion binding. The record is from RefSeq and is a predicted model, not a curated record. Gene Ontology annotation, cellular component: nucleus.